AAGACUUCGAUGACGUUUGGAAGAGGCGACAAGAGAGUACGGAGGCUAAGAUGGCGGCGGUUGAUGCUGGCGAGGAGGAAGUCGGUGGCGUCUGCCAGCACCACGCACAGCAGACGAUCUGCGCAUCGCGCGCCAAGUAUCGUGAAGGGCGCAGGCCACGAGCAGUGAAGGUUUACACUGUCAAUUUAGAGUCUCGAUAUUUGUUAAUCCAAGGUGUUCCUGCAUUGGGAGUUAUGAAGGAGCUAAUUGAACUUUUUGCAUUGUAUGGUACCAUCGAAGAAUAUAAUCCACUAGAUGGUUAUCCAGCAGAAGAAUUUACUGAAGUGUACUUGAUCAAGUUUUUAAAAAUACCAAGUUCAAGGGCAGCCAAAAGAAAACUGGAUGAGCGGAAUUUCUUUGGCAGUUUGCUACAUAUAUGCUAUGCUCCAGAAUUUGAGAGUGUCCAAGAGACCAGAGACAAAUUAAGAGACAGACGAAAAUAUAUAGCAAAAGCAACCAAUUUCAAAGAGCAAUCAUUGGAGACAAAACAGGAUUGUGGUAUACGUUCUUCAAAGAUCAUGCCGUUGGAUCGUGGAUCAUGGACAUCUGAAACAGCCAUUAGCAAAUGGAAUCCAGCAACAUAUAUACAGGACCCCUGUCAAUCUUCCUGUUGCACAUUAUUACUGAAGCACAUUAGAUCUCCCACAGAACAGCAUUGCCAGAAUCUGUUAGUAGCCCCUCACUAUUCUCAUGAUCAUGCUACAGUAUCUGCAUGCUUUAGCCAAAGCAUGCAGGUGGGUAAGAAGCCACAGCCAAGAGAACAUGACACAUUGGCUUGCUGGAACCUAGAAAGAAAAGAUCCAUCUUAUGAAGGUCUUGGAAGAUUCAUGCCCCGAACUACACAACUUCAGGAACGAAAGAGGAGAAGAGAUGAAGACAACAAACUUGCCCUUUUGGGAAGAGAGCCUAAUGGUGAAGAAAUCAUGUUUGGCCCAAGGCUACCAGAAAUACCUAAAAUAGAUAUGGAUGAUGAUUCACUGAAUACCUCGGCAAUCUUAAUUCGUAAUAGACUAAAGAAGAUUGCUGAUCCAGUUCAAACUUCAAAGUCAUCUGAAGAAUUAUUUGUGGAAAAUCAAAUAAAACCAGUAAUAAAGCAGAGGCGGCGUAUAUAAGUAUUUCUGAUUGUAUGUUAUGUUUAUAUUUGAUUCACAAACAGGUAGGCUCUGACUGUUUCUAGACAAAGAAAUAUUGCUUCAUUUGCUAACAUGAAGCAGUUCUUGUAAAAUUUAAAGUUAUUAUCCAUUAUGUUGAAAUGUAUUGAUGUCUGUGAAUGUUAUCACCUUAUUUCUUGUGCUUCUAAUGCUAUCCUGUGAUAGCAUUGGGUCUACCCAGCUAUAUUACAUUUCAUUCAUUGUAUUUUACUUGCAGAUCUACAACUCGGGAGCAUCUUGGAAAGCCUGUGACUCAAAGGACAUCCUGCACUGUAAAGGAAAUAAUAAACAUUUU
Messenger RNA from Pseudonaja textilis, 1485 nucleotides. RefSeq names its product RNA binding motif protein 48 (gene RBM48). Gene Ontology annotation, cellular component: nucleoplasm. The record is from RefSeq and is a predicted model, not a curated record. Gene Ontology annotation, molecular function: nucleic acid binding. NCBI's taxonomy places the organism in Eukaryota, Metazoa, Chordata, Lepidosauria, Squamata, Elapidae.